GAUUAGCACUUUUGUGUGAUGGUGGGUGAGGUGACCUCUAAUUGAGCAGUACUAGAUACAUAGGGCGGCGCACAAUUGGCCAAGCGUCGUCCGGAAUUAACUGACUUGCCUAGUUAAAGGUUACAUUUGAAAAAAUCUUACAAUUUGCCACCACAUUAUCUAUCAUACUAAUCGUCAGUCCAAAAACUCUGGUUGAGAUGAUAGAUGAGAAGUCAUUGAUCAUCAGUCAGGCAGAUGGCAGCCAUGUUUGGUCUAGUGAAAGUUGGGUACUUGGCAGCAGAGGAAUCUGUCUGGACUGUGCAGUUGGUUAUGAAUCUCCUCUUUUCAGAUUACACAAUUAGACCUUAACCUCGCCAAUACUGAUCAUGAAGAGAAGUCGACAUCCAAGCAGCAGCGAAGACUCUGACAAUGGAAGUAACUCCACUUCCUGGUCGCAACAUUCUAAACUCAGGAGAACCAAUGGGAUGAAGCCCGCAGAGGUGUUCAGGACAGACUUCAUCACGGCCAUGAAGCUCCAUGACACGUACCAACUGAACCCUGAGGAUUACUACGUCCUGGCCGACCCCUGGAGACAGGAGUGGGAGAAGGGAGUUCAGGUCCCUGUCAGCCCUCACAUCAUCCCCCAGCCGGUAGCCCGGGUGGUGGCUGAAAGAGGGACAGAGGUGAUGUUCUUGAAGCCCAAGAAGUGGAUCCGUUCUGGGGGUUCAGAGGACAUCCAGACCCUGGCUGAGGGGACGUGUCGUUACGACCUCAACGACACUGACGUGGCCUGGCUGGAGCUCAUCAACCAGCAGUUCACUCUGAUGGGCAUGGCUGUACUGGAUGAGACCACCAUGGAGAGAGCGAUGGAGGAGUUCGAGCGGCGUUGCUAUGACAGAAUGAGACAUCCCGUGGCAACGGAGGAGGGGUUUGGCAUGGAGUACGACGAAGACGUCGUGUGUGACGUGUGUCGGUCACCUGACGGCGAGGACAACAAUGAGAUGGUGUUCUGUGACAAGUGCAACAUCUGUGUUCACCAGGUGUGUUAUGGGAUUCUGAAGGUACCAAAAGGGAGCUGGCUGUGUCAGACCUGUGCUCUCGGCAUCUCGCCCAAAUGCCAAGUCUGCCCCAAGAAGGGUGGGGCCAUGAAGCCCACCCGCAGCGGAACCAAGUGGGUCCACGUCAGCUGUGCUCUGUGGAUCCCCGAGUGUUCAGCUGAAAGCUGUCGGACAGCGUUCCAUGUGAGCUGUGCCUUAGACAGCAGUCUGGAGAUGAACACCAUCAUCAAAGAGCAGGAUGAGGUCAAGUUCAACUCCUUCUGCCCCAAACACUCUGGUCUGGUGGGAGGAGAGGACGGCAAGGAGGAGGGGAGGAGGGGAGGGAGACUGAGAGGAGAUGAAGUUCCUAACCCCCCUGUCCCUCAUCCAGUCCCCAACCCAGUGGAGGCCCUGAGCCUCCGUCACAUCAGACUACAGCAGCUGGAGGAGUCGUCACACCAGUUAGUUGAUGUGAAGGAGGUGUCCCAGGCCCUGCAGCUGAACCAGGAGACAGUCCACUUCAUGUAUCAGUACUGGAAGCUGAAAUGCCAAGCCAAUCACAGCCAGCCAUUGACUAACUCCUAACCCAAUACCAGCAGGUGUAUCUCGAACCAUUGAAAUAAAUCCGGAGUGCAGCGUUGGCUGUUGCCUGUGUGCUUGUCUAAUGACUGGGAGAAACAUCACAAGAAUAUGAGACCGGUGUGCUAUGACCCAGAAAGACAGAACUACUGUACUCCUCGGAACCAGACAGACAGAACUACUGUACUCCUCGGAACCAGACAGACAGAACUACUGUACUCCUCGGAACCAGACAGACAGAACUACUGUACUCCUCGGAACCAGACAGAGAACUACUGUACUCCUCGGAACCAGACAGACAGAACUACUGUACUCCUCGGAACCAGACAGACAGAACUACUGUACUCCUCGGAACCAGACAGACAGAACUACUGUACUCCUCGGAACCAGACAGACAGAACUACUGUACUCCUCAGAACCAGACAGACAGAACUACUGUACUCCUC
Molecule: messenger RNA, 2041 nt
Organism: Oncorhynchus keta (chum salmon)
Lineage: Eukaryota; Metazoa; Chordata; Actinopteri; Salmoniformes; Salmonidae
Product: protein Jade-1-like
Exons: 7
Coding region: 366-1601 (411 amino acids)
Biological process (GO): regulation of transcription by RNA polymerase II
Cellular component (GO): histone acetyltransferase complex
Source: RefSeq, a predicted model, not a curated record